AUGUGCAAUGCACUCGAGAUUCUUGGCCUACCAUGCUGGCACUCCACACAGUUCAUGUCGACGCGAUUUGGUGACAUCGAGAUGUGGCAGGAGGCAGUAGAUCGAAAGUUCUUCGGAGCAGGACUCAAAUUCGGGCGCCAGGAGUUCGACCAGCUGCUGCAUGACUUUGGGGCCGUCUCGUCCGACACCCCGGCUAUUGCGUUCGCUGACGACCUGAUCGAAGCGUACCCGGAGGCAAAGGUCGUGCUGGUCGAGAGAGACGUCGACUCGUGGUAUGAGAGCUGGAUGAAUACAGUGAUUAAAAAUACUUACGACCCGUUUGUCACGGUCGUCUAUCACAUUGAUCGCUUCUUCACGCGUCCGAUUGCGAGAAUCCAUAUAACGACCUUCCAGGGUUGGUUGGGAAUAUCUAAUCCCGAGGAUGCCCGUCUCAAGAGUAAAGCCAAGUAUAGACAACACUACGAGCUCGUCCGGCGCAUAACUCCCAUGGACAGACUCCUAGAGUAUAAACUCUCGGAUGGAUGGGAACCGCUGUGUGAGUUUCUAGGGAAGCCGGUGCCGGACCAGCCUUUUCCCCAUCUUAAUGAGAAGAAAUGGGUCGACGAGAAACUCCAGCUCCUGCUCUCACAGGGAAUGAAACGUUUGGCGUACAAGGUUUUUCUUUACUUCCUGGCUCCGCUGGCUUUAGCUGGGCUUAUGUGCUUCGUGAUGUAA
This is a messenger RNA of Aspergillus oryzae RIB40, 714 nucleotides long. Its product is annotated as sulfotransferase family protein. The transcript has a single exon. The record is from RefSeq and is a predicted model, not a curated record. Bases 1 to 714 code for a protein of 237 amino acids. NCBI's taxonomy places the organism in Eukaryota, Fungi, Ascomycota, Eurotiomycetes, Eurotiales, Aspergillaceae.